AUGAUGUUUAGAUUGACAAAUAGUUUGUUGAGAAACGGGACACGCGCUGCUCUUGCGUUCCGUGCUAUGAAGCCUGCUGGAUUGCUUAUGAACAAUCCAGCGGCAACAUUAGCUACUGCUGCUAAAUCGACGGCCACGAAGAAGAAAACUGCUACUGCUUCUAGUAAGGCCCGUCAGGUGAAGAAGAGUGAAGAACAAAAAAAGUUGGACGCGUUGAAGAAGAAAUUGAAGAAAGAAAAGUCUACUUUGAAAGAAUUGCAACUCAAAGUUAAUGAAAAAGUUAAACUUAAUAACCAAAAAGUUAAGGAAAGAAAAGAACAAGAAAAACUUAAGCAAAAGGAAAAGAAGAUUUUGCAAAAAGCUACUCAACCUUACAGAAAAGUUUCAGCUUAUAACAUCUUCAUUAAAGAAAGGUUCAACCAAGAUAAAAAUACUACUUUGAACGAGUUGGCUAAAGCUUUUAAGAAUUUGGCUCAUGAUGAAAAAGCCGGUUUCCAAGUGAAAGCUGAUGAUUACAAUGCUGAGAAAUCAAAAUUAUAUAAACCAAAACCAAAAAUGCCGGCUUUUGGUUACGCUGCUUUUGUUAAAGAAAGAUUUGCUUACCAUGAUGCUAGUCAUUUGAAAGAUGCAUUGAAAGACAUUGGUGAAGAAUGGAAGAACUUAUCUCCUCUUGAAAAAAAUUCUUACAAAAUCGAUAAAUCUGAAUUGGAAAAAUAUAGACAAGCCCUUAAAGAUUGGACCGAUGAACGUGUAAGACUUUAUAAAAAAGAAAUUUCGGCCUAA
Messenger RNA from Hyphopichia burtonii NRRL Y-1933, 783 nucleotides. RefSeq names its product Gcf1p (gene GCF1). The transcript has a single exon. The record is from RefSeq and is a predicted model, not a curated record. Bases 1 to 783 code for a protein of 260 amino acids. NCBI's taxonomy places the organism in Eukaryota, Fungi, Ascomycota, Pichiomycetes, Serinales, Debaryomycetaceae.